Thlaspi arvense is the source of this 294-nucleotide messenger RNA. NCBI's taxonomy places the organism in Eukaryota, Viridiplantae, Streptophyta, Magnoliopsida, Brassicales, Brassicaceae. The record is from the annotation of a GenBank genome assembly.
AUGUGUUGGGGUUUUGAUGUGGACUGGGACAGCUUCGAUUAUGUGUUCAAUGUCACCAACUUUGACUGGAAUCCAUAUAUAGGAGAUAAACGGACCAAUGAGGAGUUGAUGGAACUGCUCAUUCAGGCAGCCAUUAAAGAACACGAUGAAGAACAUGAUACAAAACUUGAGUCUGCCAAGUAUGCGAUAGAUGCGAUCUCAUCAGCUCAAGAACCUAAACUUUACCAAGCAAAGGUGUGCAAGUACCGUGAAGAGAUCACGGUCGUUCUGUUUUGUUACUGUAAAUUGGAUUAG